Molecule: messenger RNA, 642 nt
Organism: Bacidia gigantensis
Lineage: Eukaryota; Fungi; Ascomycota; Lecanoromycetes; Lecanorales; Ramalinaceae
Exons: 3
Coding region: 1-642 (213 amino acids)
Source: RefSeq, a predicted model, not a curated record
AUGCCAGCGAUAGACAAGCCUAAGGCAGAAGAGCUGCUCGCGCAGCUUCAGCAACAUCAAGCGAAUCAAGCCCAAUGUCUUAGAAACUUACUAGGCCUACCAUCAGAGAAUGCGGCCGAAGAAAAGCGCGAGGCCGCCGGAAAAGUAAUGGGGGGCGAAAAAUCCCCAGGAAUGAGCUCAGAGACUGCAGGGACUGUUCCUAAGAUUUCCCGCGACGAAAAGACCGAGAUGCCUGCCGACUGGGCCUUGCCUUGGAGCAACGCUCUUUUGCGAAAACGUAUCGAUGAGAGGAGAGACGAGCCAGGCUGCGCAGGUGACGACUUAGGAGCUGUAUCUCAUCGUCUGCAUCUAGAUCUUUCAGACGUUGAUGCCGCCGAUCCUGCGGUGAGGUUCAUCACAGCAAAUGCGCUCACGGAUCUGACACGCUUCACAUUCGAAAGGGACUUUCAGUUCCUUCAAGACCCUAGCGACUUUGAUCAAGCAUUUUCAGUGACAGAUUUUGACGAGAAACGACAAAUUACCUUAGACACUAGGACCAAUCUUAAAUUGAUGAAAGACAAAGAAAAUGAACUUCAGCGUGUUCUAUUCAGUCAGGUAUCCUCUCUUAAUGUCUCCGAACUGUCGUAUCUCUCACUAGACUAA